AUGACAUCAACAACUGUUGCUCAGCAUACUUCACAACCAUUGAAUUUUGGACCUGAAUGGCUUCGAGCAUUAUCAACGCCUGACUCGGCGACGUCGAUUCCAACAUCGGGGGGCAGUACAAGCGGAAAUAUUUUCAAGUUUUCAGCAACAAAAUAUCGUUAUUCGAAAGAUGAAAUCUUGGCAUUACGUGUGAAUGUUGCUGACCGUUUGGCCGAUGCGACGCAAAACGAGAUUUUGGACAAUUUAAAAGAUGUGGAGAACGUUUUUCGAGCAAAUAUCCUAGAACCGUUGGCUUUAACUCCACCAACAGCAGAUGAAACUAUGAAAAUGAAUGCUUUAUCAAGUUACAUAUCAGGCCGAACACCCGGUGGCGCAGGUCGUGCUGGGAGCAACAGUCAACAAUCGCAACAGGAUUCACGAAGUAGUCGUGGCGGUAGUUCAAUGUCAAAUGGACGUGGUGGUCCGCGCAGUCGAGGCGGACGCGACAACACGUACGGACCGAAUCGUGGCAAUAGCAAUAAUAAUAAUUCAGAUGAUAGUGGUGAGAAUGGUAAUACUAAUGAAGAAACAUCAACAUCGUCAACUUCGUGGUCACGUAGUAAUUAUAAUUCACGAGGCGGUUCGUUUGGAAAUCGUGUACGAUCUUUUGAUGAUCGUGAUCAAUCUCAUACUUUCCGCCGCGGUGGCGCCAGCGGUUCGCGACAGUCAUCCGAUGGUUGGCGUCGAUCCCGAGGUGAUGAGGAUGACAAUGAACAGAGUGAAGAUUCACCGACAACGGCAAACGGGUCAACUUCGUGGACAUCGCGCAGCGGACAAACAAGACGCGGUGGCAGCACUAGUUCAAUGGAACAAAGAACGAAAUCCAGUGAGAAAUGGAGUGUUUCCGAUGAUCGACCUGGCCCAUCAAAUAGUUAUGAAUCCAAUCAACAACGCAACGGUGGAUGGCGAACGAACUCAUCGACAUCAGACCGCGAUUUCGGUUCACGUCGUCCUCCUGUGAAACGUGAUCGUAUGCCGGAGUGGAUGGAUGAUAACAAUGACGACGAAGACGAUAAUCAACUGAGUAAUGCAACAUUCGAACAGGAUGGAACAUUCACUAGAUCAUCAGCCGCUCGACAAAAUAGUAGUAGUGAACAGCAUAGAACAGAAUCCCAAAUAACAUCUAAUGAACCAGCUGUCCAAGCAAAUAAUCCUACACCAACACAACAAGAGGACGGUACAAAACCUGAAAAAUCAAAAUCAAAACCACAAACCGAUACAGCCGUCGUUAAUGUUCCGGCUGCUUCCGAACCUACUGUGACUAAACCCACACCCCCGGUACAACAAUCUAUUCCCUCAUGGGAUGAUGAUUUAGAUCAUAGUGACUUGGCAACAACUGUGGUAGAAGCAACUCUUGCAGAAGAUCAUGAAUAUUCACCUCCCGUUUCUGCUCAUUCGAAAUCUCGCCUUAUUUCCAUGGAACCAACGGCUUCAAUCAUUCCACAAGCACGUGCACCCGUGAUUAUCGAUGAUAAACAAUGGUUUUAUAAAGAUCCGCAAAAUAUAGUGCAAGGCCCUUUCUCAUCAGCUGAUAUGGAACGAUGGUAUACGGCCGGCUAUUUUACUACUGUUUUACCUGUGAAACGUUUGGGUGAAGUUCACUUUUCGACUAUUCAACAAUUGACAAAUGAAAUAGGUCGAUCGCCUUUUCGUACCGAUAUUCCAUCAUUGCCAAUAACACCUGUACAAAAACAACAACCAGUCAUACCCGAGUCACAAAAGUUCAACUCGAUGGCGUUUUCAACAUCAUCCUCAUCAACUUCGAACAAUGCUUAUCUCGAAGAUUUCCUAAUGCAACAACAACAGUCAAGACAAAAUGUUCAACAAUCAAUGUUAUUUAACCGACAAACUUCGAUGCCAUUGCCAGCCAAUGAUCGAAAACCAAUGUCAUCUCCUUCAAGCAUCUCAUCUCAAUUACAAGCUUAUUUUAAUUCUCAACAACCCCAACAACAACAACAACAACAGCACCAAUCAUCGUCUUCUAUUUUCUCCAAUCUGGUCAACGAUCCUGCAGCAAUGUAUCAGCAACAAGUGCAACGAAGCAUAUCGUCAACAAAUUCUCAACAAUCAAAUUCAACUCUAUUCGAUGACAUGCAACGUUCAUUUCGACAAAGUUCAUCGGCAACAGGUAGUGGCUCGUUCUUUCCUUCAAAUUUGCCUGUUUCUCAACAAUCAUCAAAUGAUCUCAUGGCACGUUUAACACAAGCCAUGCAAACGCGUGAUAAACAACAGCAACAUCAGGAAAAACUUGAAGAACAACGAAGGCGAGAUAUGGAAUAUGAACGAAUGAAAAUCUACGAACAAGUACGUCUACAACGUGAAGAAGAAGAAGAACGCCGUAAAAUCCAAGAAGCCAAUACCAAUCGGCAAAUCAAUUUCGAUCAAUUGACAAAAUCCAUGGAAAACAAAAAUCAAUCAGUAUUAGAUUACGAGCAAAUGUUGGCACGUCAACAAUAUCAAAAAGAACAGCAAGCGAAAAUCGAAGCACAACAAGCAGAAAAUGUUCGCCGCUAUCAACAAUAUUACCGAGAACAACCGCAACAACCGCAGCAACCGCAGCAACCGGUGUAUAAAGUCACUGAAACAACCAGCUGGGCACGACAUCCAUCACAAACGAGCGAUUCGACACAGUUAUUAAGUUUUGCGGACAUUCAAAAGCAAGAACAAGAACAGGAGCGCCGUUCACGGGAAGCGGCAGUUUUCGCACAACAAUACACUAAAUCUCAGAUUUUACCUAUUCCAAACUCCUCUUCGUCACCGCCAUCGACAACUAAACCUAAUUCAUGGGCCCGUACAUUAUUUGCUGGCAGCAAUAAUGGUAAUAGUAAUGUCCCAUCGACAUCAAGUCAUAUAACGUCUGAUCAUGAUAUCAAUGAGAAUCCAUUAGCUGAAUCAUCAUCAUCAUCAUCAUCUGUAGCAUUGUAUAACCAACAGGCAACAAAUGCGGUACUUUCCCUUUUAAAUAUUCAUCCCAAAUCACGAUCAGUUACUAAUCAGCAGCCAUCGACACCAUGGAAUGGAACAAAUAGUAUAUCGAAUCCUUCACUUCAAGAUAUUCAACGACAACAAGCACAGAAUGAUUUACGGCAACAACAGUCACAUCAUAUCACAUCUGGUCAUUCCUCAACUUCAACACCUGUCUGGGGUGGAAAUUUUCAACAUGGAAAUGCUUCUCAACAGUCAUCAGCAUUAUCCUGGGAUAAUCAGCAUUCAUCAGCACCAUCGAACAAAUCGAGCAAUAAAUCUUCAACUCCAUGGACUGAAUUGAAGCCCACGUCACCAAUGGCAACGACCCCCGGCAAAGUCAACCCGAAGAAUGCUGACCUAACGAAAAACGAACAGGAAGCCAAACGUCUAUUCGCAGCAACACGUGCGCAAGAUGCCCUAUCCAAAUGGACACAAGCUCAAUUCAAAGAUAACUUGAAAGAUAUCGACGUACCAACUCUUGUACAGUUUUUGAAAGAUAUCGAUAAAGCUGGUGACAUUAUGGACUAUGUCCAACCAUACAUCGGCUCAGUUAGUAAAGCUAAAGAAUUCGCUAAUGAUUUUCUAAUUAAACGUAAUCAAUUGGCUAAAGCUGAGCCUGAUUUAGACAAUGAACGUUUGAACGAAUUAGCCAUGGCGCCGACGUCAUCGAAUGAUAAUAGUGGCAGUGGCGGCGAUGAAGGUUUUCAAGUCGCAUCGAGUAAUGGUCAGAAGAAAAAAGCAAAAAAGAUGAAAGGUCAAAAAAUCGACGGUAAACAACUUGGUUUCACGGUUAACAAUCGACCAGAGCAACGCGAUGAUAUUGAUAAAAGAUUGAAAGCAGCACUACACGCUGCAUGCGGAAAAAUUUGCGAACAAUUACAAACACAGUCCAAUGUGACUGUUGACAAACAAGUUGUGGCUGCAAUAGGUGAUAUUACCUUUCAACAAAUCGCCACAUUCUGUCAAGAUCUCGAUGCAUUUGCUAAACAUGGCAAACGCUCGACAAUCAAUGCGGACGAUGUUCGUCUCCUUUGCCGUCGCAAUUCAAGUCUUUUGGAGAAGAUCGAUGAUGUGCAACAACGUCCAUUGAAACCGUCGAAAGCAACCAAUCGAUCGACAACUGGCCGAAGUCAUGGUUCAUCUCGCUAUGUCGAUCAUAAUGUUGAUAUAACUGUUGUCGAAUCAUCAUCAGAUAUGGACGACAUUAACUAUCCAAUCAAGCAACAAACCUUUCAACAAGUCGAAGUAGAGUGCAAUCAAUUUAUCUUCGUAGCAAGAAUCCAAAUCGAAUAA
Messenger RNA from Adineta ricciae, 4299 nucleotides. Lineage: Eukaryota; Metazoa; Rotifera; Eurotatoria; Adinetida; Adinetidae. The record is from the annotation of a GenBank genome assembly.